This is a messenger RNA of Diversispora eburnea, 2031 nucleotides long. Lineage: Eukaryota; Fungi; Glomeromycota; Glomeromycetes; Diversisporales; Diversisporaceae. The record is from the annotation of a GenBank genome assembly.
AUGUCGAAUGAUAAUUCUAACUUACUAUACACGCGAAAGAGACCAUCUUUUGCGUCAGAAGUUAAAGAUGUUUUCCAAAAUUUCCCACAUUAUUCUCUUGAAUAUAUUAAAUCAAUUUUCCCUAUUAAAGAUUGGAUCGGAAGAUAUAAUUUAACAUGGUUUACCGGAGAUCUUAUCGCUGGUCUUACAGUGGGUGCUGUUAUAAUUCCCCAAGCAAUGGGCUUCGCGACUAUUAUUGGAAUUCCCGUUGAAUAUGGACUAUAUUCUUCUUUUGUCGGAAUGUUGAUUUAUUGCAUUUUCGCUACUGCCAAAGAUAUGACAAUUGGACCUACCGCAGUAAUGUCACUUAUUCUCGCUCAAAACAUACCAAAAAUUUUGGAAGAUUAUAGUGGCACAAUUAAAUACAGUAAAACGGAAGUUGCCACGUGUAUUUGUUUAUUCUCUGGGGUUUUUUCAUUAGUUAUUGGUUUUCUUCGUCUUGGAUGGGUAUUUAACUAUAUUCCAGGUCCAGUUAUUUCAGGCUACAUCACCGCUUCGGUUAUUACUAUUAGCAUUGGCCAACUUCCAAAUUUAUUUGGAAUCACAGGUGUUGAAACAAGAACAAACCCUCCAUAUAGGGUUCUCAUAGACUUUUUCGCAGCGAUUGGUAGAACAAAAAUUGACGCCGCAAUAGGACUUGUAUCUCUAGCAUUUCUUUAUGCAGUAAAAAUUGGGUGUUCAUACGGAGGAAAACGUUUUCCAAAAUACAAAAAAUUUUUGUUCUUUACUAGUAUCUUACGAUACAUAGUAUGUAUUCUUGUUACCACUUUGAUUGCUUGGUUACUCCUAAAAGAUAAAAAGGAAAAAGCAUUCCAAAUCAGGGUUGUAAAAACUGUACCUCGUGGAUUAAAACAUAUCAAAGUUCCACCUCUUGAAACUGAACUAGUUGGAUCUCGUUAUUACAUCUUAGUCAAUCCAAGCCAAGAAAUUAUUGCUAUCGGUAUUACGAAUGUUAUCGGUUGUUUUUUGGGUUCUGUUACUGCCACUGGUUCUUUUUCGCGUAGUGCACUCAAAUCUAAAACUGGUGUGAGAACUCCAUUUGCUGGUGUAUUUUCCGCCCUGUUUGUUCUUCUGGCACUUUAUGUGUUAACACCUGCUUUUUAUUAUAUCCCUCAAGCUGCACUAGCUGCCAUCAUCAUUCAAGCCGUAUUGGUUUUAUUAGUAUCACCUUCUUACAUCAAGAUGUUAUAUCAAGUCCAAAUUUGGGAUCUAGCUGUUUUUGCUGUGGCUAUCAUAGUUUCUAUGGUCAAUACUCUUGACAACGGUAUCCUCGCUUCAUGGGGAUUUGCGAUUCUUAUUAUUCUUAUUCGUAUUGGUCGACCACAUGUCGACGCACUAGGUCAACUUGUUCUUACAACUUUUGGUGGGAAAGAUAAUCCAAAACACGCAUAUGUACCACUUGACCAUCCUUCAUUCACCACAGUAGCAAAUCCACCUGAUGGAAUUAUAAUCUUUCGCUUUAAAGAAUCAAUUACUUUCCCGAAUGCUACUUUUAUUGAUGAUGCUAUUGUUGAUUAUGUUAGACUUAAUACACGUCGAAUGUACCAAAUGGCAGUUAAGAAAGGUGAUCAACCGUGGAAUGAAAAUUAUAAUCUUCCCCGAAAUGAAAAGUUGCCAGAAUUACGAGCAAUUAUAUUUGAUUGUUCAGCAGUUGCUUUAAUUGAUUCAAGUGGUCUACAGAGUUUACUUGAUGUCAAGAAAUCGGUGAAUAAACAUUCAGCACGUAAUGUUGAAUAUCACUUUGCAAAUAUCCUGGAAGAACAUGUUCAGAAUGCUUUGCUUAAUGCUGGAUUUGGUGUUCCGGAAACUUCACCUGAUCAAUUCUCACACAAAUCUGGAGCAAAUAUUGAAAUUAUUGAAGAAAACAAUGAAAAAAGAAUAGAUGAAGAAAAUAAUAUAAAUCAUAUACCAGCAGUAAUAUCUGUAACAUCCAAAAAACGAUUCUUCCAUUUUACGAUAGAAGAAGCUAUUUUGGCAGCUCAAAAUCCAUAA